Messenger RNA from Styela clava, 474 nucleotides. NCBI's taxonomy places the organism in Eukaryota, Metazoa, Chordata, Ascidiacea, Stolidobranchia, Styelidae. The record is from RefSeq and is a predicted model, not a curated record.
GUUUAGCUAUGUCUGCUCAAAUAAAGGGUCUCAGUGAAAAUAGUAUUGCUAGAAAAAUUACGUGCAACCACUGGGGAGGAGAGUAAUUUCAGGCUUUUAAUAUAUAAUCAAUCUGCAAUGGAAGCACUCAAGCUGCUGUUCAUGUGCAUUGGAUUUGCCACGGCAGUCGAUAUUUCUGUGAGAGUUCAAUUCAGAGGCAGUGCAUUGAUGAAGCCGUACCGCCAUGAGGAAACGAUCACGGCAAAGAAUGAGACAGAAUUGAGAGAGAAAUUGGCUGAAAAGCUUGAAAACGCGUUACUGGACAAAGAGAUUGAUGAGAUUACCAUAACAACCGAAGUUUCUCAAGACAACGAGGCUUAUUCAACCAAAGUCACCAAGCUUGACGUGACAGCUCCAAAUGAACUAGAUGGCACGACUUUCGUUACCACUACUGAAGGUGAUGACAUCACUAAAGCCGUAACGUCAUCUAGCUAG